AUGGUAGCAAUAUGGCCUCUCCUUCUGACGCCAGUCCCUCUCGGUGCCAUGAUCUACGGAGCCACUCAAAUCUUUUCCCACAAACAAGACGAGAAUCUGUCCGACAACUCAUCUAUGCAGCUCUACUCCACCUCUGCUUUGAGAUCUAUAACUGAGCAAAUCACGGCAACUCCUAUUAUUUUCUUGGCCGUCCCUACAGUAGCAACGACGACAUUAGUCUUCGCUGUCAAACCAUCGGUGAAUGACAAUCCACAGACUACGCAGGCUCCUCUUGUCAAACCUGACGAGGAUGAAAAACAAGCAAGUCUGAGGGAAGAAGCCUUUUCCCAAAUCGUUGAAGAACUCAUUCAGAAUGACGAGUUGGAGCAGUUCGAGGACAUUAUUGAGAACCUGGCCAUGUCACAAAUGGACCUCUGUCCUGAACAAGCUACUGCCGCCAAUCAUUCUUCAGGUAUGCGCAAACCUCCGAAACUUCCUCAUCUGGAUGUGUUCGCCUGCUCCCUCCGCUCAAUCGCCGGCCAGUAUAUGAACGACGAUGACGCGGUCGCUCGAAAGACUCUCGAGAGUCGAGACUGA
Molecule: messenger RNA, 576 nt
Organism: Gamsiella multidivaricata
Lineage: Eukaryota; Fungi; Mortierellomycota; Mortierellomycetes; Mortierellales; Mortierellaceae
Exons: 3
Coding region: 1-576 (191 amino acids)
Source: RefSeq, a predicted model, not a curated record